AUGCAUUGCUGGAACCCCUAGGAUUACAGCUAGUUGGCCCUUUUGAUAUUCUGGCUGGUAAAUUCAAGAAACACAAAGGAAAGAGACCGUGUUAUGUAUUGCAUUGGAGGUAUUAUUAUGAUCCACCUGAAUUUAUGACUGUUAUUAAAGGUGAUGACACAAGUCAAUAUCAUUUGGGAUAUUAUCGAGACGAUCCAAGUGAAAUGCCAGCAUUUGUAGCCUCUAAUUCAGCUAAUAAGAAUUCAGUUUUAGCCAAGGAAGCUGAAAACCUUUUUGGUGCUGUCAAGCUAUGCAUAGUAAAUAAACUCAACUUGGCAAAAGAUAAGAAAAAGAAAACAUCUUUAAAUAAGCUGCAUGAGAGUCUCCUAAAAUGGACAAAAAAGUCUGAUAUCUCACUGGAAUCUAGAUCAAAGGCAAUGAAAGCAAGGGAUAAGAAAGUGGUUGCUAAAACAUUUCAUGGAGCUGGCAUCGUUGUUCCAGUUGUUGAUGAUGUUGGUUAUCGACCACUACCAGAAACUGAUGGAUCACUGAAGAAGAUUCUUAAGAAGAUUGUUGACAGCUCAACAGAUGAUGAACGGUUAAAAAACUUUGAUGAUCUGCAGGAGAUUAUGACUUUUAUCCAGUUUGCUAAUGAUGAAUGCGAUUAUGGCGAAGGAUAUGAAUUAGGGAUUGAUCUCUUUUGUAAUGGAUCUGAUAUAUUCCAUGCGUCUAUACUUAAUUUGUUACCAUUGGCGUACACGUUAUUAGGGAGAGAUGAAUAUGGAGAGAUAAUUACUAAACAUCUAAAGUAUAGAAAUAAAACUAAUCUUAGCCAGUUAAAGUAG
Saccoglossus kowalevskii is the source of this 824-nucleotide messenger RNA. RefSeq names its product histone PARylation factor 1-like. The record is from RefSeq and is a predicted model, not a curated record. Gene Ontology annotation, biological process: regulation of protein ADP-ribosylation; DNA damage response. Gene Ontology annotation, cellular component: nucleus. Gene Ontology annotation, molecular function: poly-ADP-D-ribose binding; histone binding. Lineage: Eukaryota; Metazoa; Hemichordata; Enteropneusta; Harrimaniidae.